GCACUUUAGAAUCGGAAACAUCAUUUGCGGCCUUACCAUGUUUUGUGCAGACCCCACUACUUGUGGUAGGCUCAUCAUGUUCGUUAUUGCACUUCCUUUAUUACACCUCUUGUCGUAUCUGCAAUUUGUCCUUCUCUAACCAGAGCUUCCACCAUCCUGCCUUUCCCUAUAAUUUGCCGGAUUAUCAUAACAGAACGAUUCAAACAUCGAUGCAUUUGUCCACCAUGUAAACAUGCUCCAAUUACGAAAUCAUGAAAAGAGUCCACAUAUGUAUAUCGAUCCAUCGAAGGAACUGAAUGCUGGACUCUGGACUCUUUUUGCGGGCGCAACUGUUUUUCUCGCUCUCCGAUUCUGGAUCAAGAUCAGGUUCCGUCAUGGCCUGUGGUACGAUGACCAUAUUCUUUUGGUAUCUUGGAUUAUUUUAGCUGCCAACAAUGCCAUAAUAUCUGCAGAAUAUGCCACUGGCUAUGUAACGGACAAAUGGGACGAUCGCAUGCAUAUCCUCAUUAACAUAUCGUCGUGCGGAACUUUGCUGGGACAAGCAUUGACGAAGACUGCAUUCGCGGUGACCUUGUUGAAGCUGACAAAGGAAUGGUACAAGUGGAUUCUGUGGUUCUGUAUUGGUACUAUGAACCUAUACAUGGUUGUCAAAAUCAUCUUUCAAUGGGCAAAGGUGUGCGAGAAGCCUAGCUAUGACGUGUGGUACCGUCUGGAUUUCUGCUUAGGCUGGCAAUUCCGCGAAGAUUUCAAGGAGGGUGGAAACAUAUACAACAUCGUCAUGGAUUUCGUCUUCGCUACGUUCCCAUGGAUCAUCACUUGGAAUUUAGACAUGCGCAGGGUGGAAAAGAUUGGUUUGUGCGUCACCAUGAGCCUAGGAAUGAUUGUUGCUAUUGUGGCUGCAGUGCGGACAGGGUGGAAAGACCAGACCAACGUUAAGGACGAAAUGUAUUUCUGGCGCAACGCACACUCUAAUGUGUGGUAUUCAUCGGAAAUCGUCGGCACAAUCAUUGUGCAAUGCAUUCCCGUCCUACGACCGCUCCUCAGGGACAUGCACUCAUCGUUCACAAGUCGUAGGGCAGAAGAGAGAUCUCAAAAGCUGGGGUGUGAAUUGAGGAAUAAACGCGACAGCCGCGAAAGCAGUCAUCAAUUUUUGAGCGAUCAAUCACGCGUCUACUCGGUGCAUUGUUGGGCGCAUGGAGACGAGCUUACACUUAAGCCACAACGAGACGCAAAGGAGACAGUAUUGGAAGUUGGUGAGGCCUCUGAGGAAGGGAACAAGAUACUACUUAAAUAGCGAAACACCUAC
Aaosphaeria arxii CBS 175.79 is the source of this 1306-nucleotide messenger RNA. RefSeq lists its product as uncharacterized. The record is from RefSeq and is a predicted model, not a curated record. The coding region runs from base 233 to 1294 and encodes 353 amino acids. The transcript is spliced from 4 exons. NCBI's taxonomy places the organism in Eukaryota, Fungi, Ascomycota, Dothideomycetes, Pleosporales.